AUGUCUAAUUCUGCCUUCGAAGCAAAACCGUUUCGGCUUUCUCUUGUCCAGCUUGGAGGAACCGGUGAUGAUAAAGCGGCGAACUUGGAGCAUGCGAAGGAAAUGGUCUUGAAGGCCGCCCAGCCUGUUGAUGGGAAGAAAACCAAUUUGAUUGUGUUACCUGAGUGCUUCAAUUCCCCUUAUGGGCAUAUGCAUUUCCCGAACUAUGCCGAAACAAUUGGGUACAAGCCAGGCGAAGCGUAUGACGUAUCUGCUAGCAAAAGCGAGAGCGUCAAGGCCCUGUCCACAAUGGCGAAAGAGACAGGUAUUUGGCUAUUGGGAGGUUCUAUUCCGGAGAGGGAUGAAGUCGAUGGGGAAUUGGUGGCAAUUCACCGCAAGGUUCAUCUCUUUGAUAUUGAUAUUCCUGGAGGCAUUACCUUCAAGGAAAGCGAAACACUCACGGGUGGAACUAAGCUCACAUCGUUCGAAACAGAGUUUGGAAAAAUUGGGCUAGGAAUCUGCUAUGAUGUGAGGUUCCCAGAAAUGGCCAUGAUUGCGGCUCGAAAAGGUUGCGUCGCUAUGCUUUACCCCGGCGCAUUCAACUUAACCACUGGUCCGUUGCAUUGGGAGCUCCUCCAGCGUGCAAGGGCUGUGGAUAACCAAAUAUACGUGGCUAUGUGCAGCCCAGCCCGAGACAUGUCUGCUGGGUACCAUGCUUGGGGACAUUCAAUGGUAGUAGAUCCUAUGGGUAAAGUAAUUGCAACUACCGAGCACGAGGAGGCGAUUAUACAUGCAGACAUCGAUCCCGAGGUGAUUCGAAAGACACGCAGUGGGAUUCCAGUUACUAUUCAGCGCCGCUUUGAUGUGUACCCCGACGUGUCUAUCUAG
Rhizoctonia solani is the source of this 867-nucleotide messenger RNA. Its product is annotated as carbon-nitrogen hydrolase. Bases 1 to 867 code for a protein of 288 amino acids. Gene Ontology annotation, cellular component: mitochondrion. Gene Ontology annotation, molecular function: omega-amidase activity. The transcript has 11 exons. Gene Ontology annotation, biological process: oxaloacetate metabolic process; L-glutamine metabolic process. NCBI's taxonomy places the organism in Eukaryota, Fungi, Basidiomycota, Agaricomycetes, Cantharellales, Ceratobasidiaceae. The record is from RefSeq and is a predicted model, not a curated record.